AUGAAUUAUCAGUCCAAUUGCGGAUUCGAUAUAGACUCAGAAAAAACGAAUUUUGCUUUGGAAUCUCAAUUUUUGCAAACGUUGCAAUCUAAUCAGCAAAAUCUCGUUAAUCAAGAAGACUUCAAUAUCGUUUAUUUUGAUUUCGAAACUUCAGGUUUUGAGAAAAAUGCUGACGUAUUACAGACUGCAGCCAAACUCAAAGAUUAUUCUUUCAGUGUUUACGCAAUGCCGACAAAAAAAAUUAAUCCAUCAGCAUCUAAAGUAACGGGUCUUCAUCAAGAUUGUGUAACGCUUCAUUUACGUGAUAAAGAAGUUGAAGCGAUAACGUUCAAAGAUGCUCUGCUUUCCUUUCAAGAAUUCUUGAAUAUUUCUUGUAAGCCAUUUUUAUUAGUUGCUCAUAACGCUGCAUUUGAUACUGGACAUUUGAUUCGGGCUAUCAUUCAAAAUUCAAUGGUUGAAACAUUUAAAAACGUCGUUGACUUCUCUGACACGUUAUCAAUAUUGAAAAAGAUAUAUCCUGAAAGACGAGGCCCUGGACUUUUUAAGCUAAGCAAGCUUGCUGAAGAUUUAUUACAGCAGAAUGGAGAUUUCCAUGAAUCCUUGGAUGAUGUACAAGUACUGCAACAGCUGUCUUCAAAAUUUAUUGGGUCGGAGAAAUUGAUUAAUUCUCGAAAAUCAUAUGUAGAAUGCUUAGUAAAUGAAGCUAAAAGUCAAAAAGCUGAUAUGUUAAUGCCAUCUUCGAAAAUUUUGGAAGGAAUCGUGUCCGAUAAUAUGCUGGAAAAAAUUGCAAACGCAGGAAUAGAUUUGAUUAUGAUGUUAGCAGCAAGUGAGGACAAAGAAAACAAAAGAUUAGUGCAAUUACUCUCUGAGCUUAAUGAUUUAAAUAAACCAAGGGUCACCAGAGAUAAAAAAAUCCCGAAAAAAAUUAAUGAUUUUCUUGAAAACUAUCAAGAAUGCAAUACCUAA
This is a messenger RNA of Athalia rosae (coleseed sawfly), 966 nucleotides long. Its product is annotated as DNA polymerase III PolC-type-like. The transcript has a single exon. The coding region runs from base 1 to 966 and encodes 321 amino acids. NCBI's taxonomy places the organism in Eukaryota, Metazoa, Arthropoda, Insecta, Hymenoptera, Athaliidae. Gene Ontology annotation, molecular function: nucleic acid binding; 3'-5' exonuclease activity. The record is from RefSeq and is a predicted model, not a curated record.